AUGCAUGUGUUUGUUGACGCAAGCGAAGGAGCAUAUUCGAGUGCAGUCUAUCUACGCACUCUCAAAGAUAACGGAGAACCACAGUGUAGUCUCAUCGCAGCUAAAUCGAAAGUCGCUCCUUUGAAACCAUGGUCGAUUCCAAAGCUUGAGUUGCAGGCCUGUGUUCUGGGCAUGCGCCUGUCCAAAUUCGUUAAGGAGAAUAUCGAUGUUCCUGUCUCUAAAAUAAUUUUCUGGACCGAUUCCAGAACCGCACUGGCCUGGAUCUACGCUGACCCCCGUAACUAUCGACAGUUCGUGUCCUUCAGAGUGAGCGAGAUACUGGAAGAUACAGCCAAAAGUGAUUGGCGUUGGGUACCAUCCAAAUCGAACCCUGCAGACGAGGCAACGAAAUGGGGAAGCGGGCCGUAUUUCAACAGAAGUAGUAAGUGGUUUCAUGGACCGCAAUUCCUAUGUCUUCCGGACGCUGAAUGGCCUUGCUCGGAAAAAUCGAUACCGGCUACAACAGAAGAACUGCGCGCAUCUGUUCUGCAUCAUUGUUCGUUCGAACCUACAAUUAAAUUUGAUCGUUUUUCCUCCUGGGAGAGAUUGCAACGUGUGACAGCACACGUAUUACGAUUUCUACGGAAUAUAGCUAAGAAGCAGCAGCGGUGCACGGGACACCUUCAACAGUCAGAACUGAAAGCAGUUGAGCAGACUAUUCUCAAGUUAGUGCAACGCGAAAUCUACCCGGACGAGAUAGCAGCUUUAUCAAACGGAGCGCCGAACGAAACCGGACAAGAAGUCAUCGGAAAGAACAGUUCCAUCUACCGUAUGAUGCCAGUACUUGACGAAAAUGGUGUGCUGAGAGAACGAGGCAGAAUCGGAGCAGCAAAAGAAGUUUCGUACGACAUCCGUUAUCCCGUGAUCCUUCCAAGAAAGCAUCAUGUCACCGAACUUCUGGUAAAUAAAUUUCAUCGCUUCUAUCGUCACGGUAACGUCGAAACAGUCGUCAACGAAAUUCGUCAACAGUACGUCAUUCCGCGGCUGUCAGUUCUGCAAAGUUCGUAG
Molecule: messenger RNA, 1047 nt
Organism: Malaya genurostris
Lineage: Eukaryota; Metazoa; Arthropoda; Insecta; Diptera; Culicidae
Exons: 1
Coding region: 1-1047 (348 amino acids)
Source: RefSeq, a predicted model, not a curated record